ACUGGUCUCAAGGCGUUCGCGUCGACGUAUCUAUCUUUCGGACUUUGAGCUCAUCCGAUAUAACAUAUUUACCACUGUCGCGUGCCUCAUGUUCUUUGCAAUAUCUCCAACCCCAUACUAAACCGCGCCAUUUCUAGAGACUCUCAAAAUGUUGAACGCAAAGAAACUUAGCGAACUUUUGGCGAAGAAUGUGGAUCCGAAACUAUAUCCACGCAUGUUUGUAAUGUCACCCAAUGGAACUCUUCUAGCGUAUUCUGUGCCGGUCGACAUCAAGGACUUGAGAGACCAGGCAGCCCUCAUCUCGAUGGCUUGGAAGGAGCAUGAAGAAGCCAUCGCCUCCAAACUUUCUCAUGAUCAGGCCAGUCUGGACUCGGAUAUCGCACAAUCCAGCAGCUCUUUGUCCAAGUCAACUUUGGAAACUCUGACCAUCGAGUUCGAAGCUAACAACCUCAUCGUUCGAGCUCUCCAGCCCAAGCUACUCCUGGUUCUUGUGGGAGGAGUCCCACCGGGACGAAACGCGUCUUUCAAGAUCACCCCGGAAGUCCAUGGCGAUCCUCGAUAUCCUCAUUCUGAAGCUCCUAGCAGCAAGGAAGGGUCCUUGAAAACCGCUGGAAUCCACCCCAAGGCAGUUUCGGAUAUUGCUCAAGAAGAGGGAUUCACCAUCAUCGAAGGUGCUACCUCCCCGAAACCAUCGGUUCUAUCCAUAGCCGACAGCCACAUGAGCCAGCGGGAUAGAGAUCUCCAAGGUGGAGCUCUGCAUAUUCAGCGCAAGAAGAUUGACGCCAUGACGGAUUACAUCCGCCGCGAUUUCGACUCGAAGGGUUUCGUCAUGCCGGAUGAUUCCAUGUUCCCUUGAAGGGCGGCUGUAUGCUGGCCGCUAGGUGCCUGAGGGAUGAGGGCCUUCCCUUUAGUCAACUUCUCUGGAGUUUCCUUCGUCCUGCGUUAAGCGGCAUUGUCGGAUCAUUGGUCUUCUUGCAUUGGGUAAUAGGACUCUCUCUGUGUAUCAAAGGUUGCUUGUCUCCAUGUUCAGUCUCUAAGAUUCCCUAAUGCUUUGGUCCUCCUGUUCCUUUUCAAUGUACACCCUCAAUCGGAGUUAAGUUGGACCCCUAAUACAAUCAAUGGUCAUUGUCACUGUGCCCUG
This is a messenger RNA of Mytilinidion resinicola, 1141 nucleotides long. RefSeq lists its product as uncharacterized. NCBI's taxonomy places the organism in Eukaryota, Fungi, Ascomycota, Dothideomycetes, Mytilinidiales, Mytilinidiaceae. The transcript is spliced from 2 exons. Bases 224 to 856 code for a protein of 210 amino acids. The record is from RefSeq and is a predicted model, not a curated record.